Messenger RNA from Trametes versicolor FP-101664 SS1, 894 nucleotides. RefSeq lists its product as uncharacterized. The record is from RefSeq and is a predicted model, not a curated record. NCBI's taxonomy places the organism in Eukaryota, Fungi, Basidiomycota, Agaricomycetes, Polyporales, Polyporaceae. The coding region runs from base 1 to 894 and encodes 297 amino acids. The transcript has 5 exons.
AUGUUCCACAAAACUUUCUUCCUGGCGUUCGCCGCCGCAUCCGUCGUCCUCGGUGCCCCUGCGCCUGCUCAAGUGACUGAUACGGAUGUCCUUCAGUUCGCACUCACUCUCGAGCAUCUCGAGAGCGCCUUCUACGCUCAAGCCCUCGCAAAGUUCGACGCGCAGGCCUUUGCGGACGCUGGCUUCCCGGAUUGGGUCCGUGGCCGCUUCGUCCAGAUCGGAGAGCAUGAAGCCGAGCACGUCAAGUUCCUGAGCGGCGCGCUCGGUGCCGCCGCCACGCAGGCGUGCGAGUACAACUUCCCCUUCACUGACCCGCGAUCGUUCGCGGCGCUCUCCAUGCCCCUGGAGGACGUUGGCGACUCGGCAUACAUUGGCGCGGCACAGCUUGUGUCGGACAAGGGUGUCCUGACGGACGCGGCUUCCAUCUUGUCUGUUGAGGCACGUCACGCGGCGUGGGUCUCCUCUGCCGUGCUCAAGUUCCAGGGAUGGAACGGGCCCUUCGACUCCCCGCUCAGUCCGAGCGCGGCGUUCUCCAUCGCUUCCCUGUUCGUCACGAGCUGCCCCUCAAGCAACCCCCCGCUGCCCGUGAAGACCUUCCCGCCGCUCACCCUCUCCGAGGCCGCCCCCGCGCACGGCGCCCUCGUCGGGCUCACCUUCACCAAGCCGACCGGCGCGCAAGCCUCCGCGCCCGCGUUCGUCGCAUGGUUCGACGGGCUCAGCGUCGUGUUCUCGAACGUGACCGCGGACGGGCAGACGGUGGUGCCGCCGGGGCUCGAGGGCACGGUGUUCGCGGCGCUCACGUCGGUCAACAGCGGGAUGCCGACCGACGACACGCUGCUCUCUGGGUUCACGUUCGCCCAGUUCCCGUUCGACUCGCAUGUGGACACUCCUUGA